ACAGCUUCUAGCUUGCACUGGUUGUUGCUUUUCUCUUUUCCUGAUAUUUUCCUGUUUCUUGUUCCCGUUUCUCACCGAAAAGAUUUUUAGCUAGGUUUGGUGCAAAAUUGCAAUUUGAAUUCAGGAUUUUGUCUGAGUGGGUUCAGGGUGAUUUUGCUUCAAAAGGGUUUCCCAAAGAUCAGAUCUUUUUAUGCUUCUUGGGUUUGCAAUUUCCUGUGAAUCGGAGGUAGUCUUGCAUCUGUUAGUGCAAGAUUUACAAUUAUGGGUACCUGUUGAAUCUUGGUUCAUAUCUAGGCAAGAGAUUGAAGAAGCUAGAAAAAACUCAUAUAAACAGGUGGGUAUUUGUGAAAAUCCAGGAAAAAAAAUCAAUACAGGGAGAUGAAAAUCCAGUGUGAUGUCUGUGAGAAAGCUCCUGCAACUGUGAUAUGUUGCGCGGAUGAGGCAGCACUUUGCCCAAAAUGUGACAUUGAAGUUCAUGCUGCCAAUAAGCUUGCAAGCAAGCACCAGAGGCUUCUCCUUCAGUGCCUCUCAAACAAGCUUCCUCCAUGUGAUAUUUGCCGGGAAAAGCCAGCCUUCAUUUUCUGUGUAGAAGAUAGAGCUCUUUUCUGCCGGGAUUGUGAUGAACCUAUCCAUUUAGCUGGUAGUCUUUCCGCAAAUCAUCAGCGUUACCUGGCCACGGGAAUCCGGGUUGCCUUGAGCUCUAGUUGUUCUAAGGACACUGAAAAGAGUUGCUUGGAGCCACCCAAUACAAGUGCACCACAGGUCUCCAUGAAGAUGCCUGUGCAGCAGCAACAACCAAGCUUCUCACCUCAUUGGGCUGUUGAUGACCUGUUGCAAUUUGCAGAAGCUGAGUCUCCUGAGAAGAAGGAGCAACUUGAGCUUGGGGGGUUCGAAUGGCUGGCAGACAUGGGUCUCUUUGGUGAGCAACUAGCUCAAGAUGCUUUUGCUGCGGCUGAAGUCCCUCAGCUCCCAGUAUCACAGUCAACCAGUGUUAGCUCAUAUAGACCCACCAAAUAUAAUAUGCCUUUGAAGAAGCCCAGGAUUGAGAUCCUGGAUGAUGAUGAUAAUGAUGAGUUCUUCACUGUCCCCAAUCUUGGCUGAGCGUUGAUGGAAUUGUGUGAGGGAUAGGUUGAUGAACCAUAAGAGUAUAAUACUUCCCUCCAAGUAUGCAUACUUCUUCAUGCGUACAUAACACCUAUGUAUAAGUUACAUCAAUUUAGGAUAGCUAAAAAAGGUUCGAGGUGAUACUUAACCCAUAUUUUCUUCUAUGCAUGUUUGCUGUUAUUGUGAAUCCGUCCUUCUAUACUUUUGGGGUGUUAUGUAUAUAGUAAAACCGCGUGCACGCAAUAGUUCAAUGAAUUACUACUCUUUAA
This is a messenger RNA of Rubroshorea leprosula, 1373 nucleotides long. The record is from the annotation of a GenBank genome assembly. NCBI's taxonomy places the organism in Eukaryota, Viridiplantae, Streptophyta, Magnoliopsida, Malvales, Dipterocarpaceae.